ACAGAGAAUGUCAGAUUUACCUAUGGACAGAGUGAAAGUGGAUCCUCCAUUCACUCAUGUGGGCCUGGAUGUUUUUGGGCCAUGGAACAUAAUAUCACGCCGCACUAGAGGGGGCAGCGCUGAAAGUAAAAGAUGGGUUGUCAUUUUUUCUUGCUUAAGUACAAGGGCUGUCCAUCUGGAAGUCAUUGAGUCCAUGUCAACCUCAAGUUUCAUUAAUGCCCUCAGACGGUUCUUGGCAGUUCGCGGACCAGUCAAACACUUCAGAUCCGACAGAGGAACUAAUUUCAUCGGAGCCUGUCGUGAACUGAAUAUCAAUGCCGAUGAUCCAGAACUAAAAGGUUACUUGCAGGAGCAAGAUUGCGUAUGGACAUUUAAUGCUCCCCACUCUUCCCACAUGGGAGGAGCUUGGGAAAGAAUGAUCCACAUAGCACGGCGCAUUCUGGAUGCAUUGCUGCUAAAAACCGGCCUUUCCCGUCUUACCCAUGAGGUUUUGACUACUCUCAUGUCAGAGGUCAUGGCAAUAAUGAAUGCUAGACCUUUACUUCCUAUUUCUUCUGAUCCUGACACAUUGGAAGUUCUAUCCCCUGCAAUGCUUCUCAACCAAAAGGCUAGUACUGUACCAGCACCUCUUGGGGACUUUGACAUUAAGGACCUCUACAAGAAAGAAUGGAGACAAGUUCAGUGUCUGGCAGAUACUUUCUGGAAAGCUUGGAGGAGAGACUAUCUUGCAACAUUGCAAGUAUGGAGGAAAUGGACUGAGAAAAGACGGAACCUUGAGGAAGGUGAUGUUGUCUUGCUUAAAGACUUCAAUGUGAAACGUAAUGAGUGGCCGAUUGGACUCCAUACCCAGCAGUGA
Sinocyclocheilus rhinocerous is the source of this 856-nucleotide messenger RNA. RefSeq lists its product as uncharacterized. Gene Ontology annotation, biological process: DNA integration. The transcript has a single exon. Gene Ontology annotation, molecular function: nucleic acid binding. Lineage: Eukaryota; Metazoa; Chordata; Actinopteri; Cypriniformes; Cyprinidae. The record is from RefSeq and is a predicted model, not a curated record. The coding region runs from base 8 to 856 and encodes 282 amino acids.